CGUCGUGUGGCCGUUGCCUGCAGUGCGUGUCGCCCGCCGCUAACGUUCUCGUCCUCCGCCUCCGCGGUCGGCCCGUAUACCGCGUUUCGUGUGCGCGCACGAAAAUCUUUCUUUCGGUUUAGCGUCGCGGUUAGUAGCUGCGUUCUCUGUUCGUCUCUCGUCUUUCCGCCGACAAUAAUAUUUAAAUAUUACAAUUACGGGAAUAGAUAAAUCCAUCUGCGGCUUAUCGUUGUUAUUUGAUAUUUCGGUUGUAAUAACCGACCGACUCGAGUCGUGUAUCGUCGUCGAGUUCACGCGGACGUCCGAACGCCGAUCACGCCGCCGCCGCCGCCGCCGUCCGAAUCUUGCACGUGGCCCGCGACACUACGCAUCUUAUCUAUAAUUAUUUUACCUCGUCAAACAAACGCGGAAACGCGGUGACACAUUAUUACACAACACAAUAUAGGCAACAUAUUGUGCCGUACGACAGAUAAUCGGCGGCCGUCGUACCAGACGAGUCCGCCACGAUGAUCGGUUCGCGCUAUAGCGUGGGCGUCGUUGCGGUCGUCGCGCCGCAAGCGUUGUCGUCGUCGUCGCGGACGAUACGCGGAAUCUGCUGCUGCACUCGUGUCGCCGUCCGGCCGGGUCACCAACAACAACAACGACAAUAGUGCGUUACUCCGCGGAAACGGGCCGAUUCCGAAAAUCAAUAACAAUAAUUAUUGUUGUUAUUAUUGUCAUUUAUCCGAUCAUAAUAUUAUAAUAAUCGAAGAUACGCGAGUGCUUGAUACUGUGGACAGGGUCGUCGAUUCGAGAUAUUCACCACGCACGGCACGUAACUGCGACCGCAGAGCGUACGAGAUGUCGCAGGAGUCUCAAAGUCCACUAGGCCAAUGGAGCAAUAAAUACAGUUCCGUUUUGGCCACGCUUGGUUGUACUUUGGGAGCCUUCAACAUCAGUCGGUUCGCCAUACUCGCAGUACAAUUUGGAGCCAACUUUAUACUACAGUUCCUAGUGUUAUCGUUGCUAGUCGGCAUACCUCUGUUUACGUUUCACAGUUCACUCGGCCAAUUACUAGGCGCCGGGGUCAUGGACAUGUGGAGGAUAUCACCGAUAUUCAAGGGGAUCGGCAUCGCACUGCUUCUGGCCCAGGCGUUCAUCGGCACAUACACCGUGAUUGGCAUCUCGUGGAUGUUCACAUAUUUUCGCGAUUCGUUCAUCACGAAACAAGACGUUUACCGUUGGGCAGAACCGAUCGAAGAGUACAAAGAAGACGGCAUGCCCUGGACUUUGUCUUCAAAUGUCAGCUACAACAUCGAAGAGACAGUACCGGGUUACUUUAAUGGCAUAGUUCUGCAGAGAAAGUACUUGGAAAAACUCGAGAUGAACGACAAUUCUUUGAAGUUGCCCGUAGUUAUCAACCUGACGAUCAUAUGGACAAUAGUGUUCAUAUGUUUAAGUAAAGGUCUGAAGUCGUACAGUAAGGUGAUAUGCAUAUUCUCACUGGUACCGGUUUUCGGUAUGUUCAUGUUGUGCACGAAGAUGUUGGGGUUAGCGCCAAUGAUCGGGUUCCAGCAUCAUGACAUUUUCCCGGAAACGGAUUGGAGCGAGUUUUUUCUCAACACCAAGAGUUGGGUGGCGGCGUUCACUGAGACGUUUCUCACGUGGGGCAUACUCGGCGCGUGCACAAUGCAAAUCACUUCGCACAAUCGACCGAAGCAUUUACUGCACAGAGACGCUUCGUUAGUGAUUAUCCUAACAAUAGCUGUACUCGUAUUGGCCGCAUUUUUAGCCAACACGUGCGUACAUCUCCUCGAAGCCCACGGAUACAUGUACCUGCCUAGUUCUUUCGAACGGAUGAGUUCCUAUACGUUUCUGUUCAAGCAGAAUUCCGCUCAGGCCCGCAAACACUUAACGCCCGUGCGAUGGAUGCAGCACAGCAGUCUGUUCAUGGGCGAGAGGACGAUGAAGAACAACGUUCCGGGGAUGCCGCAGGAGAGCGGAUACCAGGCCAUGCGCUUAGCGACUGAACUGUUUCCGGCCACGUUCGCCAUGAUCGGCGCCAAGAACAUCUCACCGUUCUGGUCCGUCCUGUUUUAUUUCGUGCUCAUCAUGUUUGGCAUUGGACAACAAAUCGCGAUAUGGCACUGUGUUGUCAGUGGGAUCAUAUCUUUGCAUCCGUUCAAGCUGAGGAAAUGGCGUACAACGAUCACAUUUCUGUCGUGUGCGGCCGCAUUUUCGAUCGGUCUAUUUAUGGCGACUGAACUGGGAAUUUUCAUCGUGUACUUGAUGGACUACUGCGUCGGAUGUGGUUGGUGGAUAAUGAUACUGUAUUUGCUGGAAAUCGGAGCCUUGUUCAUGGUGCGCGGUCGUCCAUACAGCGGUGAGACGGUAGUGGCAACGCUGUUUUCGCAGGCCAACCAUCACCUUCAGGUGUGGAUGGCGCCGAUGCUGUCGUUCGACUGGAACAUCGUCGUGCCAGUGGCUCUAAUCCUCCUCAGCACGUCCGUGUUCAAAAACGGCGGAUACCGGUGGCUAUACAAUUGGAAAAGCGUGUCUCAGUCCACGUAUUGGUCGUCGUCCAGCCGGGAGUUUGGCUGUUUGUUGCAGAUCGUCCCUCUGCUCAUCGUCCCGUUCGCCGGAAUCGUGCAGACUUGCCGGUACCUGGCCACCGGACCCCCGGACUUGUUCGACCGGAUCCAGAUGCUGUACCGGCCAGUGAUCGAGACCCGCAGACCACCGGAAAGCAGCGAGGCGACGUCCGAGGUGGGCGUGAAUGGUUCAGCGGCCGUGCAGAUCGAAGACCCGCCGCCCAAGUACACGCCGCCGCCGUCAUAUUCCACGGCCACCGGAGCAAGAAUCGCGAAAAUGUUGCGGCAGAGCAUCCGGCGGAGCGUGCGCAGAUUGGCGCACGUACUCGGCAACCACCAUCAGUCGGCGAUACUCGGUGAAUCUUCUUCGUCGUCUUCGUCGGCCGCCGCGCGUACCGUCCAAGCGGCGACGACGUCUUCGCACCACCAUCAGCAGACCACGGUCCUCUCGGGGACGACACAACCGCCGCUGCCGACGUCGUCUCCACCGCCCGACUACACGACCGUGCUAGUUGAGAUGAACAGGGACGACGACGACGCCGUUUCCGUCACGCGGACUGUUUGCGGCGAAUCGUCGUCCGCAUCCAGUCUGUCCGACGAGCAGAGCACCAGCAUCGAGUGUCUGAUGGAACGGGCCGCGCCCAUCAACGUGGACCGGACAGGACCUGUAGCAGCUACGGCGGCGGCGUCGCAGUAGUCCUGCGCGAGGAAAUCGCGAAUCUAUAUCAUAUUAUGAAAUACCUCUACCGCCGUCGUGCCGAGAGCAAAGCCGUUUGCGCGUGGCUUUGCGGGAAUGUAAAUACAUUUUUGUAAAUAGGAAUUCAAUCGAUCGUUUUUUUAUGUUUACAAAAAAAAUAAAAAACAAAAUGACUGUGAUAAUUUUUUUUUUAUUAUUAUUAUUAUUUAAUAAUUAUUUUUAUUUGAAUUAUUAUUUUUUAUACGCUCGAAUAAUAUUGUCUUCAUUACAUUUUAGGAGCCAAUGCUUAGGUAUAUAAUAUGUAUAUAUUUUAUUAUAAUAAUAAUAAUAAUAAUAAUAGACACUGAUGAAUACUAUUAAUAAAUAAUAUAAUAAUUAUCGUAUUGUAUAAUAUAAUAUAA
Acyrthosiphon pisum (pea aphid) is the source of this 3668-nucleotide messenger RNA. RefSeq names its product sodium-dependent transporter bedraggled (gene bdg). Gene Ontology annotation, cellular component: plasma membrane. The transcript has 13 exons. The coding region runs from base 841 to 3267 and encodes 808 amino acids. Gene Ontology annotation, molecular function: L-amino acid transmembrane transporter activity; amino acid:sodium symporter activity. Lineage: Eukaryota; Metazoa; Arthropoda; Insecta; Hemiptera; Aphididae. Gene Ontology annotation, biological process: amino acid import across plasma membrane; nitrogen compound transport; sodium ion transmembrane transport. The record is from RefSeq and is a predicted model, not a curated record.